Molecule: messenger RNA, 4728 nt
Organism: Manihot esculenta (cassava)
Lineage: Eukaryota; Viridiplantae; Streptophyta; Magnoliopsida; Malpighiales; Euphorbiaceae
Product: pentatricopeptide repeat-containing protein At4g39530
Exons: 3
Coding region: 331-2757 (808 amino acids)
Biological process (GO): RNA modification
Molecular function (GO): protein binding; RNA binding
Source: RefSeq, a predicted model, not a curated record
GAUCAUAAAGUGUUUCCGUUUCAAAAAAAAAAAUCAUAAAAUAUUUAUAGAGUCCAAAUGAAAAGCCCACUCAGUCCCUGAGUUGAAAAGGAUGCAGCCCAAUUUAGUAGUGCGUUUGUUUUGGAUACAAAAUGUCACCGAGUUGAAGCGCUAUACUGAUUGACCAACUAAGCCAGCGGCGGCGUAGGCAAGUGGAGUUGAUAAUAGACUCAUCCUAUACUUUUGCUUUUUUUUUAAUCUCUUGUGGAAACUCCGCGGCGCCAUUGGCUGCCUUUGACAAUGACGGAAUAGCUGGGAUGCAUAACUUGUAACGCAUGCAUUCUCUGUAAAAUGAGAAAUCACUAUCCAUUAACACACCACCUUAAACAUUAUCAAAAAUUUCCCAGCAAAAAAGCUUUCAAUCUCUUCAAAUUAGUGUCGCCAUUCAUUCGGGUACCAAACCCACAUCUUUCAUUUCUUAAACCCACCACUAAAAGUCUCCAAUUAGCCAAUCUCUUACGAUCACUCCCUUACAACAAACCCAUAUCACACUACAACCAAAUCUGUGCCCAAAUUAUUGUCUCUGGUCUUGAAUCUGAUACUUUUUUAACUAAUUUACUUAUCAAUCUGUUUGCGAAGUCUGACUUUUUUUGUCAUGCACGUGAACUAUUUGACAAAAUGCCAGAGAAAAACUUAAUUUCUUGGUCUUCAAUGAUUUCUAUGUAUUCCAGACGUGGUUUUAGUGAAGAAGCUUGGUUGAUGUUUUUGGAUUUCACAAGGUGUUGCAAUGAUAGUCCAAAUGAGUAUAUUUUAGCUAGUGUUAUUCGUGCUACUGGGCAACUUGACAGAGGCUGUGGUUCAGUAGGUAAACUGAUGCAUGGUUUUAUCGUUAAGCUUGGUUUUGAUCGAGACGUUUUUGUGGGUACCUCUUUGGUUGAUUUCUAUGCGGAGAGUGAUGACCUAAUUGAAGCGAGAAUGGUCUUUGAUGGGUUGUUGGAGAAAAGUGCAGUUACUUGGACGACAAUUAUCAGGGGUUAUGUUAGAAGUGGGUGGAGUGAGGUGGCAUUGCAAUUGUUUAACCAAAUGAGAGAAGCUGAUAUUGUUCCGGAUAGAUAUGUACUCUCUAGCGUUUUAAGUGCUUGUUCAACACUUAAGUUUGUUCAAGGCGGCAAGCAAAUUCAUAGUUAUGUGUUGAGGGUGGGAAUACAAAUGGAUGUUUCAUUAGUUAAUGUGCUUAUUAAUUUUUAUGCCAAAAGCGGUAAAAUUCAAAAUGCUAGGAAAUUAUUUGAUCAAAUGGUGGAUAGAGAUGUAAUUUCGUGGACUACAAUGAUUGCUGGGUAUAUGCAGAAUUCUUUUGAUGGGGAAGCUGUCAAGCUAUUUGUUGAGAUGACCAGAUUGGGUAGAAAGCCAGAUGGAUUUGCAUGCACUAGCAUACUCACAUCAUGUGGUUCACUUGAGGAUCUAAUGCUGGGGAAACAAAUCCAUGCCUAUAGUAUCAAGGUUAAUCUUGAGUUUGAUCUUUUUCUGAAAAAUGGUUUGAUUGAUAUGUAUGCAAAAUGUGAUUCCUUGAAUGAUGCAAGAAGAGUUUUUGAUUUUAUGACUAAUCAUAAUGUGGUAUCCUACAAUGCGUUAAUUGAAGGAUACUCAAGAAGUGAGCAACUAUCCGAAGUUAUGAUUCUUUUCCAUGAAAUGAGGCAUAGGACGAUCCUCCCAAGCCUUUUGACAUUUGUUAGUCUUCUCAGUGUAUCAGCAGCGUUAUCAGCCCUGGAAUUAAGCAAGCAAAUUCAUGCACUCACCAUUAAAUUUGGCGUCUGUUUGCAGAUAUUUGCUGGCAGUGCCUUAAUAGAUGCUUAUUCGAAAUGUUUAUGUCUUGUGGAUUCCAGACUUGUAUUUGAUGAGAUGAACGAGAAAGAUAUUGUAGUCUGGAAUGCAAUGUUUUCUGGUUAUACCCAACAAUCAGAAAUUGACGAGGCUCUCAAACUCUACUCUGAACUACAGGUAUCGGAACUAAAGCCCAGUGAUUUCACUUUUGCUACCUUUAUUACUUUAGCCAGUAACCUAGCAAGUCUCCAACUUGGCCAACAAUUCCACAACCAUGCCAUAAAGAUGGGUCUAGAUUGUGAUCCAUAUAUCACAAAUUCCCUUAUAGACAUGUAUGCUAAAUGUGGAAGCUUUGAAGAUGCCCGCAAGGCAUUUGGUUCAGCAAUUUGGAGAGAUGUUGUUUGUUGGAAUUCCCUAAUCUCAACAUAUGCACUUUAUGGAGAAGCAAAAGAAGCUCUUCAGAUGUUUAAAGGUAUGAUAGAAGACGGAAUAAAGCCAAACUAUGUGACAUUUGUGUCUCUGCUUUCAGCUUGUAGUCACGCAGGUCUCGUUGACGAUGCACUUCGUUACUUCAAAUUAAUGCCCAUGUUUGGUGGUGAUCCUGGGAUAGAACAUUAUGCCUGUGUGGUUUCUCUUUUGUGUCGUGCUGGUUUACUAUAUGAAGCAAAGGAGUUUAUUGACAAAAUGCCGAUAAAGCCAACAGCAGCAAUGUGGAGAAGCUUGCUGAGUGCAUGUAGAAUUGCUGGUGACAUUGAAUUGGCAAAAUAUACAGCAGAGAAGGCUAUUUCAGUUGAUCCAAAUGAUAGUGGUUCAUAUACUUUACUCUCGUAUAUGUUUGCAUCUGAAGGAAAGUGGGAGGAUGUGAAGCAGGUGAGGGGAAGAAUGGAUCUUGUUGGGUUAGUGAAAGAACCAGGACAUAGUUGGAUACAAGUGAAUAAUGAAAUCACACAAAGCUAACCUUCCUGAGCUCUUGACCCAUUAUAAACAAUUUCUUCCCUGUAAAACUUGCCCAAAAAAGAAUUUAUAUAUUGAGCUCAUGUGACGUGAUCUGGAGCCCAAUUAAAUGAUUAAAAAAAAAUCCUGGAGAAAGAAGAAAUGAUAAACAGAACGAUCAGACUGAGCCCAAAUCAGAAUGGGCCCAAAGUUGGUCAAACCCAACUCGAAGCUGAUAUGGGCAUACCUUUACCAGAAAAAUCCUCCAUUUUUGUUCUGGUAGCUUCAGCUUUUUCCUCUUCUUCGAACUUCUUCACAGAAACUCGUACUGAACUUUGGUUUAUCACAAAUUUCUUACUUGUUUGAAGCUUCCAAUCUGCAACAAUGGCGACUGUGAUGCAAAAGAUCAAGGAUAUAGAAGAUGAGAUGGCAAGGACUCAAAAGAACAAGGCAACAGCCCAUCAUUUGGGCUUGCUCAAGGUACUUGCUGUUAUUGUUUUCCUUAUUGAGAACUCAGGGAGAGGAAAAAUAAAUAAAUAAAAACACUUGUCAGUGUUGUAUAAUCCUGAAAGUUCAUUGUUCACAUUAGGAUCUGUUACAAUUAUGUGCUGGGAUGUUAAAUCUUUAGAGUAGAAAAAAAGGGCUGUAUCCAGCAAGAUGACAAGUAUUGGGAGCAUUUCAGUCGUGCAACUGAUCUAGGUUUUGGAAAUGAUUGAUUUUCAUACCUAAACUCUAACUGAAAGAUCAGAAAUAAAUUGCAGGGCCUCUUCUCUUCAGCAUGAUUAAUUAAUUCGAUAUGGAAAGUAAUGCUGGUCAAGUGGAAGGGACUCCCAUCCCAUAUGUUAUAUAAUGCGUUUGUUAUCUGUCUCUUUCACAUUGUUUCCUGCAUUUCCAACGGUCGCUCUGAUUGUUUCCUGGAACAGUGAACUGGCUAGCAACACUACUAACUGCAUAUUUUCUGCUAGUGUACAAAUUAAAUUAAUUUCAGACUUUUUUUUUUUUGCUGUAAGAUCUAGAAUGUGUGCUAAUUUAUGUGGUUACUUGGAUUGGAAUCUUGAUGGUUUGCUGGAGAAGAUAUGGGAAUAUCUAGAUUUGUUGCACAUAUUUACAAAACCGAAAGGAACGGAUCCAGACUAUGAAGAUCCUGUGAUUCUAUCAUCUAAAAAGCAGACAGUUGAGGAUUUUUGCAACCGAAUCCAUAAAGAUAUGAUUAAACAAUUUAAGUAGUAAGCAUCUCUUAAACUACUGUUAUUUUUCCAAGUGUAUGUUCAUCAGAAAUCCAAAAACGUUAGUAGUAAGCACCUUUGCGAAUUGCAGAUUUAGCAUGCAUGUGAUCAGUUCUAAGUCUUCAUGUAGUACUUGAAGAAAGUAGAUGUUAACUCACAUAUCAAGCAGUUGGGUUUCAAGGAUAUCUUUAGCAGUGUCAUUUAGCUUAUGCAGAUAGCAUGUUCCUGAGAGGGUUACAUUUCUUAUUCUGUUCAUCAUGCUGGCUUGCAUAUUAUCUGCACAACUUCAUCUUUUUAGGUGUCAUAUUAGCAUUAUGAGCCGUCUUGAAUAACUUUUGGCAUAUGAUACACUGCUCUGUUAUGGGGAUCAAGCGUGAAUCACAAGCCCCAGAGAGUUGGCAAGGAUCAUGAACUUGAGGAUGAUAAAUUUCACUCGAAUUCUCAAGAGUUUGUCGAAUUCUCAACACUACGAAAGCAAAUACCGAAUACCGCAUUCCUGAGAGAUUACUAAAAUUUUCACGUUACCAAAUAGAGUGGAAGAAAAGCCUCUCACUUGGAACAUGAGACAGCUUGAUAUGUAAUUAAACCUACUUUCUGAUCAAGCACUUCUUUGAUGAUUUAAACGUCUGUUUGUCAUGAUGUGCAUCUUACUUGUAUAAUAAGAUGGAAAACUAACCAGAAUAUCCGAUCUAUGGCUGUUUGUCAUGAUUAUUUAAAUGUCUGUUUGGCUUCAGUUUCAAUCAGAGAAUAUCCUCUUGUUUUUUUCUUU